Molecule: messenger RNA, 1681 nt
Organism: Cyprinus carpio (common carp)
Lineage: Eukaryota; Metazoa; Chordata; Actinopteri; Cypriniformes; Cyprinidae
Product: fibronectin type III domain-containing protein 7-like
Exons: 5
Coding region: 882-1439 (185 amino acids)
Source: RefSeq, a predicted model, not a curated record
UAAAACAAUUGUGCUAAUCUGUGAUUAUUAAUCAGUUUCAGUCAAAAAACAGUUAAAAAUACUUUACUGAUUUAAUAUGGAUUAUGGAAAAUGUAGCCCUCAAAUCCACACAUAACACUAUAAAGCUCAAAUAAGUGUACCUUAUAGCUUUCCAACCAAGACAGACAUUUUUAUGUAAAGCUCAUUUACUAAAGAUCACACACCAUAGAAUAGAAGGAAACUUGAGCACUGUUCCCUGUUUGGUUGACAAUGAGUUGGUAUUUAAAACCUGUAACAAUAACACAGUAUUGUUUACUCCAGGUAUUAUGCAGAGUUUGUACCACUGGCUCAACCAACUGUUGAUGGUAACGGCACCUUUAGAUGGACUUUAUACCCAAAACUGAAAACCAUGAGAAUUAGGCUGUCGCCUCUCCCCAAGGAAUGGCUUUGACGUAACAUAAGGGACGGGUUUCCUGAAGUUUCAUUUAUAACAGAACUUACACUUAUCUCAUUUCACCCAACACACUCGCUGCACACAAAAGAAAGAAACUCAUAUAGGUUUGGAAUGAAAUGAGGGUGACUAAAUGAUAAAACAAUUUUCAUAUUUGGAUGGACUAUCCAUUUAAUUUGGACAGGAUUUUUUUCAGUUGUAAUGAUUGAAAUACACCACUAGGGGCAGUAAUUGCUUAGUCUUUGCCUGUGCUGAUGCGCUUGCUGCUUUGUCAACUUUUUCUUUUCCUUCUGUCUUUUAUUAUGCUAAUAAAACUAAGUUAUUUAAAGUGUUUUUUUUCUCUCUCUUUGCAGUUUUGGUAGCCCCAGAUCUGCUUUCCAGCUCCCUCAGCAGUGACAUCACUGUGAUAGAGUGGAAUCCAGUGGACAGCGCUGUGUUAUACAGCCUGGUCAUGGCCAUGGUGGGUUCAGACACACAGGUCAGACUCAACAUGACUCAGACCAACGUGACCUUCACUAACCUUCAGCCUGGCACCACCGACAGCAUCAAGGGCAAUGCCUGGGAUCCUGAUGGUAACCAAGGAGAUGACAUCACCAUCUACCAAAUCACACGUCCUCCUGUCCCAGGAGCUGUGCAGGUUCUGUUUACGCCAAGUCGCUCUAUCGAACUUCUGAGACUCUACAGGAUGGAUAACAGCACUCUUCGGGUGUACUGGUGCUCUUCUCCCGGCCUGUACAACUACACAGCUGACCUGUAUGGCACCAGAUCCAACUACACCUGCAGAGCGACACAUGGGGCAAAUGGAUGUGACAUCUCCGAGAUCCCGUGUGGGGAAGUGUACACUGUCGUUGUCGCUCCCUUAACACAAGAGGGGGUCAAAGGUCACAUACUGCCCCAGAAAACUCUACUCGGUCUUCUGUUUUGGAAACAUCGUGGGAAUGGAUGCAGAGUCUCAUGGGACAGACUUACUCAGGGCAUUCGAAACUGGGGGCCUUUGUGUCCAUCAUAAGAUAAAGCGUAUCAUGUCAACAUAUGGACAUGUUUAUUGCUGUACAGCCUGUGACAAUAACUCAAAUACUCUUGGGACUCCAGAUGCGGAUCUCAAUCAAAUCGUCUUCAGAUAUGAUAAAUGAUAAAGUGUUUUGUUACAAAUAAAUCUUAUAAAGUCUGUCUGAAUGUCACCUGAAAAAAAUCUAACUAAAUUUUAAAGGAAAUCCUAUUUAAGACAUUAUUUUAAUGACAAUUAAAUAC